Podarcis raffonei (Aeolian wall lizard) is the source of this 1130-nucleotide messenger RNA. RefSeq names its product prohibitin 1-like. The transcript has a single exon. Gene Ontology annotation, cellular component: mitochondrion; membrane. Gene Ontology annotation, biological process: mitochondrion organization. Bases 211 to 1044 code for a protein of 277 amino acids. The record is from RefSeq and is a predicted model, not a curated record. NCBI's taxonomy places the organism in Eukaryota, Metazoa, Chordata, Lepidosauria, Squamata, Lacertidae.
CAUGGGGGUUCGAGAUUUGGGGCACAUGGCUUUGGGCGUGCGCCACUUUUCUUCGCCCCUUUGCCACUGCGAUCGGAAGGGCUGCCGAUUCUAUCGGGCAUCGUGGCCCAUAGGCGAGAGGGCAAAGAUUUUACAUGAACACAGAACGACCGGGGGACUUGGCUGAGCGCUCACGUGGAGUUCAGGUCUCCGGGAGCUGUGAAGAGCCCAAUGGCUGCCAAGAUCUUUGAGACCAUGAGCAGACUAGGCCUGGGUCUAGCGCUUGCUGGUGGCAUAGUCAACUCUGUUGUUUACACCGUGGAUGCAGGCCACAAGGCCGUCAUCUUUGACCGGUUCCGGGGCGUCCAGGAUGUUGUGGUGGGAGAAGGGAGCCACUUCCUCGUCCCCUGGGUGCAGAAACCGGUCAUCUUCGACUGCCGCUCUCGCCCGCGCAACAUCCCAGUCGUCACCGGCAGCAAAGAUCUACAGAAUGUGGACAUCACCCUGAGGAUCUUGUUCAGGCCGGUGGCGGCGCAGCUUCCCUGGAUCUACACCACGGUGGGCGAGGACUACGACGAGAGGGUGCUGCCCUCCAUCACGGCCGAGACCCUUAAGUCGGUGGUGGCUCGUUUCGACGCCGGUGAGCUUAUCACCCAGAGGGAGCUGGUCUCCCGGCAGGUCAGCGAAGAACUGGCAGAAAGAGCAGCCCCCUUUGGUCUCGUCCUGGACGACGUUUCCUUGACGCACCUUACAUUCGGGAAGGAGUUUGUGGAGGCCGUCGAAAUGAAACAGGUGGCCCAGCAGGAAGCAGAAAGGGCCAGGUUCAUGGUGGAGAAGGCCGAGCAGUUGAAAGCCGCGGCGGUCCUCUCCGCCGAAGGCGACGCAAAGGCCGCUCAGCUCAUCGCCAGCUCGCUGGCUUCGGCUGGCGACGGACUCAUCGAACUGCGCAAGAUCGAGGCAGCCGAGGACAUUGCUUUCCAACUUGCGCCGUCCCACAACGUCACCUACCUGCCCACGUUGGUCCAGCCAGCCCAGCAAGUGAAGCCAGCAUCCCCGUCCCAAUAGAUUUAGCCGCAAUUUUAAAGCUUGCCCCAUUUUUGGGGUGAUUGAAAAUGCAAGAUGUCCUAAUUAAAAUGCAUUGGAAAUCCCUC